GGUAGCGCCAAUUAUCAGCUGUCAAAUAAGAAAAUUGUGUUCUAUUCCUACUUCUAACAAGGUCAGCAAAAGGUCGGAAAUUACUCUAUAGUAGAGGAGUAUUCCACAAGCCAAAAAUCCUAUGAAAAUUCAGUUCAUUUGUCCGGUGAACGAGCAAUAAUAAAGUUAGUCAAGAUGGCACGUCGUUUCUGUGUUGGAGGUAACUGGAAAAUGAAUGGAGAUAAGAACUCCAUCAAUUUGAUUUGCCGUAAUUUAGCCGCUGGACCAUUGGAUCCAAAUACUGAAGUCGUUAUUGGAUGCCCAGCUGUUUAUAUCGAAUACGCCAGAUCACUUUUGCCAGCAGAAAUCGGUGUCGCGGGCCAGAAUGCCUACAAAGUUCCAAGCGGCGCUUUUACCGGUGAAGUGUCACCAGCCAUGUUGAAAGAUGUUGGUGCAACUUGGGUCAUUCUUGGACACUCAGAGCGUCGUCAAAUAUUCGGCGAAAGCGACGAGUUGAUUGCACAAAAAGUUGUACACGCUCUGGAAGCUGGUUUGAAAGUUAUUGCUUGCAUCGGUGAAACAUUGGAAGAACGUGAAGCUGGCCAAACAGAAGCCGUCGUUUUUCGUCAAACUAAAGCCUUUUCUGACGUUAUCAAGGACUGGUCAAAUGUUGUGCUUGCUUAUGAACCGGUUUGGGCUAUUGGUACUGGAAAAACUGCAACACCACAACAAGCCCAAGAAGUACAUGCCGCUUUGCGAAAAUGGUUCUCUGACAAUGUGUCGGCUGAUGUAUCAGCUUCACUUCGCAUUCAAUAUGGUGGUUCAGUAACAGCAGCUAAUGCCAAAGAGUUGGCUUCUCAACCCGACAUCGAUGGUUUCUUGGUUGGUGGUGCAUCAUUGAAACCAGAAUUCGUUCAAAUCGUUAAUGCAAGACAAUAAAUUGAAAACUAAUCAAUUCUCUUGUAGAACGUUUAAACUCAAUUGUAUCAAACAAAUAAAGAAUAUCCCCAAAAAUUAAUUGGAACAGCACAUUUAAUUGACCAUUUCCAAAUCAUUAUGAAAAAUAGUUCACAUUAAUAUUCUGGGAUGAAAUAAAACUAAAACUAUUUUCGUUUAAGCAUAAAAACAA
Sitodiplosis mosellana (orange wheat blossom midge) is the source of this 1108-nucleotide messenger RNA. RefSeq names its product triosephosphate isomerase (gene Tpi). Lineage: Eukaryota; Metazoa; Arthropoda; Insecta; Diptera; Cecidomyiidae. The coding region runs from base 175 to 918 and encodes 247 amino acids. Gene Ontology annotation, biological process: glycolytic process; glycerol catabolic process; glyceraldehyde-3-phosphate biosynthetic process. The transcript is spliced from 3 exons. Gene Ontology annotation, molecular function: triose-phosphate isomerase activity. Gene Ontology annotation, cellular component: cytosol. The record is from RefSeq and is a predicted model, not a curated record.